UUCCGAGUUUUUUCGGAUGCAAUCGAAUUUUGCCAAAACUAAUCCACCUCUCAAGUCUCAAGGUUUUUAGCUGCAUUUUCAGCCUAGAAAAAAAAAUUGAAUUAAAUUACAUCUUCAAGACCUCAGCAACACAUAAAUCUCAUCAAAUAAAAUUCCCCCCCAAAAAAGAAUCCAUUUUGUAAUCUCUUCAAAUGAUUUGUGUAAGAAGCAAUCCAUCCCCAGCACCACAGGAAGAUGCUUGGGUUACUUCUUACCAAAGGCUAGUUCCUCACUGGCACUCUGUUUCUCUUUCUCAUCAGCAUUCAAGUAUACCGAUAUCAAUAUCUAGAGUUAAUCAAUUUGAUGCUGCUAGAUUGGAUAUUGAGCUGUCAGCCAUGUUAAAAGAACAGCUGGUUAAAGUUUUCUCCUUGAUGAAGCCAGGAAUGUUAUUUCAAUAUGAACCAGAACUCGAUGCAUUCCUCGAGUUUCUCAUUUGGCGGUUUUCAAUUUGGGUAGAUAAGCCAACUCCAGGAAUUGCACUUAUGAAUCUGAGGUAUAGAGAUGAACGUGCCGUGGCAUUAAGAGGAAAAGUAAGAACAGGUUUGGAAGGACCUGGGCUAACUUUUGCUCAAAAGAUGUGGUAUUGUGUUGCUGCAGUGGGUGGUCAGUACAUCUGGGCUCGUUUACAGUCAUUAUCUGCUUUUCGCAGAUGGGGUGAUUCUGAGCAGAGGCCAUUGGCACGGCGAGCUUGGGGUUUGAUGCAACGUAUUGAAGGGCUUUACAAGGCUGCAUCAUUUGGCAACCUACUCAUAUUUCUUUAUACUGGAAGGUAUAGAAACCUUAUUGAAAGAUCAUUACAAGCGAGGCUUGUCUAUGAAAGCCCUAAUAUGAAUCGAGCUGUUAGUUUUGAGUACAUGAAUCGUCAGUUGGUGUGGAAUGAGUUCUCGGAGAUGUUGUUGCUGCUUCUCCCUCUUCUUAACUCAUCAACCGUUAAAAGUUUUCUUCACCCUUUCUCAAAGGACAAAUCUUCGAGUUCUAAAGAGGAUGACUCUAUUUGUCCCAUUUGCUGGGCAAGUCCAACACUUGUUUAUCUCGCUCUCCCUUGUCAGCAUCGGUAUUGCUAUUACUGCCUUAGAACACGCUGUGCUGCGGUUCCCUCAUUCCAGUGUUCCAGAUGCAGCAAGCCUGUUGUGGCGAUGCAGCGGCAUGGCAGUGAUGUUGAACAUAAAACUCAGAGUCAGUAACUUACAUAGGAAAAUGCGGAUAAGAGCGCUGUGCCUUUUAGAAACCUGUAUAACAAAAAUGCCCCAAUGUGGCAUACAAAACAUUUUUGAAAUGAAGGUUUUUUCCAGAGAAAAAUUGUACCCCAAUUCAGUGGGGGGGGGGGGAUGAAUGAUUCUUUGUCAACUGUGACAUUAAUAACGGAGGUUAUUUUUUGCAGCUAGUGGAAAAGGGGGAGGCUUUUUUCAUGAUACAUAAUGUGUUUUGAAAGCAUCGUUUUGAUGUUGGUUAAGAAUAUCAUAUUCAAAUUGCAUUAAAAAUUGAUUAGAUUUAAAGAGAGUAAAAACCCCAUUGUCGUUGCUGAGAUGGAUAAAUCUAUUUACAUAUAAAGUAGGUUAGGUUGUAGUAGAGGAUAUAGGUAGCCCAGGAACUGUCAUGCAAAAGGCAUAGGCGGGCGUGGUAGCUGCCGUUGAACAUAACAGGUCAAGGCUCACAAGCAUAACAGGGCCCAUAUUUAGUGGCAAAUUGUGUGGUUCUGGUAAAACUUUUUUUUAAGGGAUAAUGACAUCCUGUACUUUAGCUGAACUUUAAUUUCGUUUAUUAAUACGAGGUCAAAUCAUGAGCUGCUUUUGACUUAUAGCUGAAGGAUCUCAUAGCAAUUAGUCCAAAAGUUCUUUCCUUUUAAAUUUAAAUUAAAUACAAAGCUAGUUAUUGAUUUCAUUUUUCUUUCAUCCUCUUUUCAGGUACUUAGAGUUGAUUGAUUGUUCUUUUUAGUAACGCCACGUGGCAGUAUAUAAUUUUGUUAAAGUGGAGGAGAUUUUUUGUCAUUAUCUCUUUUUUUUUUAGUGAUUUAAAUUUGAUAAAAUUUAACUCCUUUUGGGUUUUGGUUUAAA
Messenger RNA from Gossypium raimondii (Peruvian cotton), 2093 nucleotides. RefSeq names its product peroxisome biogenesis protein 2. NCBI's taxonomy places the organism in Eukaryota, Viridiplantae, Streptophyta, Magnoliopsida, Malvales, Malvaceae. Gene Ontology annotation, cellular component: peroxisomal membrane. The coding region runs from base 192 to 1223 and encodes 343 amino acids. The transcript has 8 exons. Gene Ontology annotation, molecular function: zinc ion binding. The record is from RefSeq and is a predicted model, not a curated record. Gene Ontology annotation, biological process: protein import into peroxisome matrix.